Messenger RNA from Annulohypoxylon truncatum, 2740 nucleotides. RefSeq lists its product as uncharacterized. The coding region runs from base 1 to 2439 and encodes 812 amino acids. The transcript is spliced from 8 exons. Lineage: Eukaryota; Fungi; Ascomycota; Sordariomycetes; Xylariales; Hypoxylaceae. The record is from RefSeq and is a predicted model, not a curated record.
AUGAAUCCUCUCUCGAUCCUAGUGCUAUUCCUAAGCACUCUCCAUGGAGCUACUGCUAAUUCAGGUCUCAUAGCUCGUGACCAUCAACCCGAUUCGCAGACCAUUGCGGCCUACGAGAAGACGGGAAUGUGUCUUUACUACUAUACCAAUCGACAGCCUAAUUGGAAUAAGGGGCUACAACCUUGUAUUAAAUAUUGUGCUGACCAUGGAGGCCAUGGCUACUCGGAGUGUGACGUGAGCUCAUACAAGGGCAUAGAUAUCGAGAAAGACAGCGGUAUCCCGAAAUAUGUUGACGACGAUGGAUUCCCGUGGGUGGCGGCUCCGUGCAAAUGUGAGAACAAGGAUGUGGAAGCCAUCGCCACCGAGAUCAUCGAUUUAGUCGCCAAGGCGUUGGGCAAAUUGGACAACAUCCUCUGUGCAGUAUUCGUUUCUGCUAUCAAGGAGAUUGUCGACGUCGGCCUCAUGUUCGUGCCUGGAGGUGAAGCUGUCAGUGGUGCUGCUAAGGUCAUGCAGUAUGCCAAGUCAGCUUAUGAGAAUGGAAUGGACGCGGCCGGGUUUUAUACUGACUGGGUUGGUCAAGCAUGUGGCGUGCCGAACUGGAGCUUCAGUCUUGACAGCAUGUUCACGGAUAUGGUAAAUGCACCAGAUUCCAUGAUGGGCCCGGGUGUUGCUUCUACAGGCUGUCUGCUCACGAAGAAUAAAAGCAAGUGCCGGAAACGCAACCCAAAGCCUGAUCCCAAGACGUCCAGCCAGGUGUACAAGGGAACUAGCACUAAGAAGAGUAACCCGCCUGCGACAUCGAGCAAGGUGAAUAAGGGGUCAAGUGCCAAGAAGAAUGACCCGCCUAAGGCAACAAAUUCUAAAGCAACCAAUUCUAAAACAACAAAUUCUAAGACAACAAAUUCUAAGACAACAGAUAAAGCCACGGCCUGCAAGGCGAAGCGGGCUUAUCAGCCAGAGCCGACAAGAUUGGUGAGCAAAUUUGGCGACGUAGAGGAGAGGAAAGAAGAAGAGUGUAACAAUGGCAAAACAACAACCAUUGUGCACCGGACUACCACUGAUGCAGAUAUCGGUUACUACAUCCAAGACAGAAAAGAUAUCCCCAAGAUCACCUGCAGUUCGAAGCACUCUCAAGCGUGCUACCACUACCGCUCCGUUAUGUCUAGAUGGUCCAAGACGUCGAGCAUGACUGAAUGGACAUGCAUGGCAACCGAAACUUGGAGAGACGUGAAGGGAAAAAGAUCCUGGGGUAAUGACGGAAAGGCUACGAAUAACUGGGGUGCAACGGCGCUCACCAGGAUAAAUAGCCCGGCUACUCAGCAUUGGUUCCCUUGGGCCAAUGGUUUUGUAUACAGGGAUAUUAUUUCGGAGAAUGGCAAGCCUAAGACAAAUAAAAACCAUGCGACGAUGUUUCACGGAUGCGAAAGGGAUGAGUUCCCGCCUAGGUAUUUUUGGCCGGGCGACGACAAAGCACCUAAGGAUAUGAGACAAUGGGUACGAUUCCUCCCCGAAGACCAGAAUCGAGGUGCUGGUCAGCUAUGGAAGGGAUUCUGCAACGACCAUAACGCCCAAUCGACCAAGAUAAUAUCAAAAAAACCAACACAGACCUACGUGGUGAGCGCAAACCUCAAAUCAGACAAGGCUAGGACCUCAGUGGAGCAACCCAAAGGCAAGGAUAAGACUAUACAUUCAACUGUUAAAGUUAGCACACUACGGGCCAUCUUCAGUAUUUCCGAAUUUGAAGGCCUUAAGGCAAACGACGACGGAUUGGAGGAGAACCCAUGCUACCCGAAGGACUUGGUCGACGAUCCCGGCUGGGCGCUUCUAACGGACGAUGAAUGGUAUAAAGAGCACCCGGCAAGUGCGAAGAAUAUCGCCAACUACCGGAAAGCGCCUAGCAAAGCCGCAGUUGAUGCCGCUAAGAUAAAGGUCGACGCGGCUAGAAAGAAAGGGGAGAAGCUUGAUUCUAUGGGGGAUGCUGACAUUAAAAGGAUGAUGACCGCGUUCGCUGUGAAGACAGAGAAGGACUUGUGGAAUAAAUGGGUAGGUACCGGGGACGGACAGAUUCCAGAGGAGCUAUGGGGAGUCUUGCCAUCGAUUCCUAAGUUUACGAAGCCAAAAAAGCGUAGCUUCGUCGACGUGGCCGCCGUAAACGAUACUCUAAGCCUCGAGGACCGCGACGCGGAUGACCUGGAUUGGGAUGGUCACGAGGACGAUGUUGACGAUAUGGACGACGAAGAGCUACGUAGAUGGUUGGAAGAUUAUGAGGAGAUAAUGCGCCGCAUGUACGAAGAUGUGGAGACUCAUACGGCGCCUCCCGAGGUCCCGGCGGAACCUACGCCAGUUGCCCCUGGCGAGAGAGAUCUCGUCGAUCAACCUCCUCCAGCCGUGACAGGAUCGAAUGCUUCAGGUGGCGUGCCCCAGCCAACCAAGAUAUGAGCUUCACAACAUUAGCUACCUAGGUACUCAGUAUCCCGGGAUUUAACUGGUGCUCGGGGAUGCAACUUUCGCAGGAUAUAUUGGAACAUCGAUCUCUGACUCAUUUAUUAUUCGUCGACACUUAGAACCAAGUCUGGAUUACUUGAAGGGUGUCCUGAUAUUGAGGGUAUCGGGAAUUGGCAAGCUGCCAGAUACCAUCCCGUCGGAGGGCAACACCCACCCGCCAACCAAACCAAAUUAUUUUAACAUGUAUAUAAGUAUGCGGUAUCUGAUAUAGUUUUAAAUAUAUAUUAUAUUAAGC